UUCCGCUCACUUUCCUUCCUUCCAGAAAAGAGCGUGGUGAAGAUGGCGGAGCAAAAGUCGAUGCCGAGCGAUCUUUACAAAUGCGUAUAUUCCUUUCUGGUGGAGAACAAGUUCACCAAGGCGGCUCAGCAGUUUAUGAAACAGACUAAAGUGACUCCACAAGAUGAAAAUGAUGAGAGCCUCGUCGGCAUCUACGACUUCUGGGUGAAGUCUCCUGAAGCCAAGAAACGAAAGGCGCCCUCCAGCACAGCUGAAUCUAAAACAAGUCCAUCAGCCAAGAAGGCAAAAACCAGUGCAGCGAGCUCCAGCAGCGAAGACUCAAGCAGCGACGAUGAAGCAGCGGUUGCAAAACCAACCAAGGCAGCCCCUGCAGCAGCUAAGGUGGUGCCCGCUAAAGCACCUGUACCAGCAGCAGCUACUAAAGUGGCAUCCAGCAGCAGUGAAGACUCCAGUGACUCUGAGGAGGAGAAGGCCCCUGCAAAGGCUCCUGCAAAGGCUCCUGUGAAGGCGCCCGCUGCCCCUGCUGCAGGAAGGAAGAAAGACAGCAGCUCCAGCAGUGAAGAAUCUGACUCUGAGGAUGAGCAGCCUGCUAAAGCCCCAGCCAAAGCCAAGGGUGUUACAGUCACAGCAGCCAAAUCUGCUGCUCCUGCUAAAGCUGCAGCUCAGAAAAAAAAAGAUAGCAGCAGCGAAGACAGUUCAUCAGAUUCAGAAGAUGAAAAACCAACCAAGGCUCCAGCUAAACCGGCUCCAGCUAAAGCGGCCCCCGUGAAAGCAGCUGCUGCUGAAUCAAGCAGUGAAGACUCAUCUGAAGAUGAGGCUCCACCCAGCAAAAAACCCAAAGCAGGAGCGUACAGUGCAGUCCCACCUCCCGCUUCAGUGACCAAGGCUCCAGCUGCACCAGCAGCCAGCAAGGCCAAGGACAGCUCCUCAAACAGCAGCAGUGACGAGGAAGAAGAGAAGAAAGUAGCUGCAAAGCCUGCACCGGUAAAGACCCCCGCUGCAAAACCAGCGGCGAAGGAGUCCAGCUCAGAUUCAAGCUCAGAUGAAGAGGAGGCAAAAAAGCCUGCUGUGAAAGUCACCCCAGCUAAAGCUGCCCCAGUCAAGGCUGCUCCCGCUAAAGACUCAGACUCAUCCAGUUCAGAGGAAGAAGAGGAGGCAAAAAAACCUGCAGCAAAGGUGACUCCUGCAAAGGCUGCUCCAGCUAAACCUGUUGCAGCUAAAGUCACGCCUGCUAAAAAAGACUCCAGUUCAGAGGACGAUUCUAGUUCAGAGGAGGAAGAGGAGGCCAAAAAACCUGCAGCAAAGGUGACUCCUGCAAAGAAGCCAGCAGCUAAACCUGCACCAGCUAAAAAAGAGGAGUCAAGUUCAGACAGCAGCUCUGAAGAUGAGGCUCCAGCCAAACCUGCUGCUAAAGCUGCAGCCAAACCAAAACCUGCUGCUGUAGCUUCCAAAGCCCCCGCCAAGGCAGCUGAGAGCAGCUCUGAUGACUCCUCUGAGGAUGAAGAAAUGACAGUGAAAGCUAAGCCUGCUGCAAAGCCUGCUACCCCGGCUGCAAAGCCAGCUGCAAAGCCUGCUGCUGCUGCAGAGAGCAGCUCAGACUCUGACUCCUCCUCUGAGGAUGAGGAAGAGCCAGCUGCAGGUAAGCCAGCUGCAGCUAAACCCGCUGCUAAGCCAGCUACCCCAGCUUCAAAGCCUGCUACCCCCGCUGCAAAACCUGCUGCAGAGAGCAGCUCUGACUCUUCUGAAGAUGAAGAACCAGCCAAGGCUAAACCUGCAGCAGCUAAACCAGCUGCAAAGCCUGCCACUCCUGUAGCAAAACCUGCAGAAAGCAGCUCUGACUCUUCUGAAGAUGAAGAACCAGCUAAGGCUAAACCUGCAGCAGCUAAACCAGCUUCAAAGCCUGCCACUCCUGUAGCAAAACCUGCUGCUGCAGCAGAAAGCAGCUCUGACUCUUCUGAAGAUGAAGAACCAGCUAAGGCUAAACCAGCUGCAAAGCCUGCUACGCCUGCAGCAAAGCCGGCUGCUGCAGCAGAGAGCAGCUCUGACUCUUCUUCUGAAGAUGAAGAACCAGCUAAGGCUAAACCAGCCGCAAAGCCAGCUACCCCAGCUUCAAAGCCUGCUACGCCUGCAGCCAAGCCGGCUGCUGCAGCAGAGAGCAGCUCUGACUCUUCUUCUGAAGAGGAAGAACCAGCAGUCAAGGCUAAACCUGCAGCGGCUAAGCCUGCUACACCCGCCUCAAAGCCUGCUACCCCCGCAGCAAAGGCAGCUGCUGCAGCAGAGAGCAGCUCUGAGUCUUCUUCUGAAGAUGAAGAGCCCGCUAAGGCUAAGCCAGCUACACCAGCUAAGGCUAAACCAGCUAAGGCUAAACCAGCUAAGGCUAAGCCGGCCACGCCUGUAGCAAAGGAAGCUGCUGCAGCGGAAAGCAGCUCUGACUCUUCUUCUGAAGAUGAAGAGCCCGCUAAGGCAGCUACACCAGCUAAGGCUAAACCAGCUACACCCGCUAAGGCUAAGCCGGCCACGCCUGUAGCAAAGCCAGCUGCUGCAGCGGAAAGCAGCUCUGACUCUUCUUCUGAAGAUGAAGAACCAGCUAAGGCUAAACCAGCCGCAAAGCCAGCUACCCCAGCUUCAAAGCCUGCUACGCCUGCAGCCAAGCCGGCUGCUGCAGCAGAGAGCAGCUCUGACUCUUCUUCUGAAGAGGAAGAACCAGCAGUCAAGGCUAAACCUGCAGCGGCUAAGCCUGCUACACCCGCAGCAAAGGCAGCUGCUGCAGCAGAGAGCAGCUCUGAGUCUUCUUCUGAAGAUGAAGAGCCCGCUAAGGCUAAGCCAGCUACAUCAGCUAAGGCUAAGCCAGCUACAUCAGCUAAGGCUAAGCCAGCUACAUCAGCUAAGGCUAAACCAACUACCCCCGCUGCAAAGCCAGCGGCAGCAGCAGAGAGCAGCUCUGACUCCGACAGUGACUCUGAGGAUGAGGCAGCCAAACCUGCAGUCAAGAAACCAACUCCUGCAGCAGCAGCCCCUGCUAGCACGCCCAAAGCUUCAACAAAGAAGGCUGAGAGCAGCUCCGACAGCUCCGAUUCAGAGACUGAGGCCACCCCUGCCAAGCCUGCAGUCACCAAUGGCAAGGCAGCUACACCCAAGGCAGCUACACCCAAGGCAGCUACACCCAAGGCAGCUACACCCAAGACUCCAGCAAAGCCUGCAGAGUCAUCGUCCAGUGACAGCAGCUCCGAAGAGGAAGAAGAGGCCAGUAAAAGUGCUGUAAAACCUGCUACACCUGCAGCAACACCCAAGAAGACCCCGGCUGCUAAAGCUAAAGAGAGCAGCUCCUCAGACAGUUCAUCAGAGGAGGACGCACCACGCAGAGCAGCCACUGCACCCACCACCCCCACAACAAAUGGAAAAAGAAAAAAAGGUGAAGAGUCACCGGAGAGCGACGAGGAAGAGACAGAAAUGACUACACCAAAAACCAAGAUGGCAACAACCACACCUCAGACGUUUCCUAAAGCCAAUAAGAAGUCGUCCAAUGUACCCUUCCGUAGAAUAAGAGAGGAAGAAGUAGCGGUGGAUCCCCGUCUCCAAGACAAUUCUUUUGAUGCAAAGUUCGGAUCAAACGGGGACUGGGGCCAGAAAGCCAACGACACGCUCAGGUUCACAAAGGGCAAGUCAUUCCGCCAUGAAAAGACAAAGAAGAAGAGGGGGAGCUACCGCGGCGGAGCCAUCAACUCCACCUCCGUCAACUCUAUUAAGUUUGACAGUGAAUAAGGACGGCUCUUUGAACUUUACUGUACCUGUGUGAUCAGGACUGUCUGAUGAUCGCUUCCCCCCCCCCUGUUACCAGUCCCUCUGUCAUCACUACCCAGCAGCACACUGACAGGAAGUGAGCCGUAGAGCUGAGCCGGCGCUCACUUUCCGUCAGCUGCCCUUCGCUGUACUGCUUAAGGUUGGCACCCAUGUGAUAUCAUCACUUAUAGCCACUAGGUGGCUGCAGGCCACCUGUUAAUGGUAAACGCCAAUGUGUGUAUUGGGCCCCCUUUUCAGUUUGUUUUGAUGUUAACCUGUUCUUUCAUUGUUCUAUGUAUGAUUGACAGCCAUACACCCCAACAGGUUCUUAUAUGAUGAAACAAGGUUGAUAACGAUUUUAAUGGAUCACAUGGUUUCUUGAAGUUUCUUUGGUUGUUUGUCAACAUUUCUUUUUGGCCAUUUCUUUUUUUUUGGCACUUGGAUUUUCUUUUCACUUAACAUUACCCAAUCUUUUGGAAAGUAAAACUGAGUUUUAUACUGUGUAUUUAUUAAGUUUUAUUCCAUUUCAAUGUUGAGGACCUUAGACUGUCCAUUUCAUUCUUUUUCUUAAGCCAUUUUGCUUUGAAACUGAUUUCUUCUGAUGUUAGGAUACUCCUGCUCUAAUCUGUUAGUGGUAUCGAAUGUAUUAUUAGUCAAUGUAACCGAGAGCCAUGUUUGUUUCAAUGAUUGGAAUUUACGGUGUGAACCUGUAGGGACUUUUGAGAACCUUUUUUUUUAUUAAUGGAUUUAGAUGUAAUUAAAGACCGAAUAGCUCAAA
Molecule: messenger RNA, 4558 nt
Organism: Trematomus bernacchii (emerald rockcod)
Lineage: Eukaryota; Metazoa; Chordata; Actinopteri; Perciformes; Nototheniidae
Gene: nolc1
Product: nucleolar and coiled-body phosphoprotein 1
Exons: 14
Coding region: 43-3762 (1239 amino acids)
Cellular component (GO): nucleoplasm; nucleolus
Molecular function (GO): protein binding
Source: RefSeq, a predicted model, not a curated record